Messenger RNA from Solanum stenotomum, 821 nucleotides. Its product is annotated as peptide methionine sulfoxide reductase B5-like. NCBI's taxonomy places the organism in Eukaryota, Viridiplantae, Streptophyta, Magnoliopsida, Solanales, Solanaceae. Gene Ontology annotation, biological process: response to oxidative stress; protein repair. Bases 97 to 612 code for a protein of 171 amino acids. Gene Ontology annotation, molecular function: peptide-methionine (R)-S-oxide reductase activity. The record is from RefSeq and is a predicted model, not a curated record. The transcript has 3 exons.
UGUGAAGCUGUACAGCGACGGUUGGAGCCUGGAGGAUCAUCAACACACAAUUAACUGAAUAUAUGUGUUGAGAGUAAGCAAAAAAAUAUCAUUUCCAUGGACUCUCAGAUUCUAAAAUUUUCGCCAAUUAUUCCUUCAAGAAAUUUCAUUUUCAACUCCAAAAAAGCAGUUCACAUUCAUGGCCUGUCCAAUACCCAAUUCAGGGUUUCAGCAGCAAGGUCCGUUCAGAAGUCAGAGGAGGAAUGGCGUGCCGUUCUCUCCCCUGACCAAUUCCGGAUUUUGAGGCAGAAAGGCACCGAGAAUCAAGGGAGUGGAGAGUAUAACAAGUUUUUUGGUGUAGGCACCUACCUCUGUGCUGGUUGUGGCACUCCACUCUACAGAUCCGCAACCAAAUUCAACUCACCCUGUGGCUGGCCUUCUUUUUAUGAGGGUCUCCCUGGUGCCAUAAAUCGCAAUCCAGACCCAGAUGGCAUAAGGAUGGAGAUAACUUGUGCUGCUUGUGGAGGCCAUCUUGGUCAUGUUUUUAAAGGUGAAUGGUUUCGUACCCCAACAAAUGAACGCCAUUGUGUCAACAGUAUAUCCCUCAAGUUCAAACCACCGCAAUUUUCUUAAUGCCUAUAUAUAUUUUCACAUAUAUAUAUAUUCGUCCUGACUACGUACAACUUUGAUCUAAUAGUCCAUUCUUUCAUGUAGCUUAGCAACUUCCUGCUAGUCUGUGUAUUAGGUGGAAAGGUAUAGUGAUAUUUUGUUUGUAAUUAUGAUCUGUAUAUGCUUGAUGAUUUUAUUGAAGAUAAGUAAAGAAAUGAGCUAUUUUCAUUCAA